AUGUCCAAUGGUCGCCGUACCGGUGCUGCCAGUACAAGUGCCACCGUCACCGGUAUUGCAAAUGGUCCCGGUCCAGUUCCAGGGCAAGGUCCAGGCCCCAAAGCUACUAAUCACCCCAAUACCAUAACCAGUGUUUGCGCCUACACAACUAUCUCUGACCCUGAUGCCGAGCCUGCUGACGCCGCUAAUCCUUCCCCAGACACGCGACCUGUCUUCCUCCCUGAGGAUUUAGAAUACCCUACCGUCACUGUACAUGAUACAGACCCUCAACACCACCUAGCGGCUGCCUCUACUCAUGCAGCUCCUGCCGCUAGCUAUACCCUAGGCGUCCCAAGCUUUGGUUCACAGCCCUGGGCUGCUCCUUCUGGGCCUUUUCUCGAUUUCGCGCCUCAGCCAAUAUAUGAGCCUACCGGCGAGUUAAUCCACGAAAACAUUCACACCUUUGACGAGUUCGACGCCCCGUCCAUUUCGAGGUUUCCAUUUCCUCCCUCCACCACUCCGAAGAAUCCGCCACCGCCAACAAGCAACUCGGCCGACGUGGCCACCACCGCCAAUGGUAAUGGUUCGGUGACGGCCUUCAUCCCGCCUUUGCUUCCUCGAUCUGCUCUCAAACGAAAGUCCAGCUCCGUUGCAACGACCCCGACCGAAUCUUCCGGUGACAAGAAAGUCAGAGUCCUACCUGGACCAGCAUCCGAAUCUGCCGUUGCAAGUAAUCGUUUUGUCACCUUUGAGCGGAUGUCAGGCGUCGGGCCAACGUCCCCUGAUGAAGGAUCUACCUCUUCAGACCUCCCAGCCGGCUCCAGGGCAGCUCCAGGUAUAUCUGCUGGCAACCGCAGAACCCGCCAGUCCUCCGCCUCAACACCUAGACCAUCAGUACUUCCCACAACCUCGUCACACACGUCGACUAGGCAGAGAGGGACACGCACUUCUUCGGGACAUCCACCUUCAAUCCUCCCUCCGGAGAAGGUCUUCCCCAUUCAGAUAGGAUCGGAUCUGUUCAGGUUAUCAGGAGCCUCGAUAUCAUCCGAUGCCCCAUCCUAUUUCACUCAAUUUUUCGAAGAACAGAUCCGACAAAAUGAGGAAUCUGGCGGAGUCAGGACGCUAUAUAUCGAUCGAGAUCCUGCAACUUUCCGAGACGUGGCCAGGCAUUUACAAGGCUACUACGUCAAACCGGUGGACGGAAGCCACUUUGUGAAGCUGUUCGCAGAUGCCCAGUUCUACAGCUUACCUCGCCUUAUAGACCAGCUGUUUGAGUCCGAAAUCUUCAUUCAGAUCGGAGAACGACAUUUUCAAAUACCCAAAGACAUCUUUUCAGAACCUGGAAAUUCACCCAACUUUUUCUCUCUAGGCUUUGCGGUUUUCUUCUCGACGCCUGGAGAAGUUUUUCCCGGGUUAGACCGUCGAGGGCUUCUUCGUCCACCUUCGAUAACUCCACCUUACGUCCCUGGUCGAUCAGCUGAGAUUUUUGCAGAACUAUUGCAUCUUUUACGAGGCUAUCCUCUCCAUAUUAGGAAUGAAUCACAUCGAGCCGAACUACUACGAGACUGCCGCUACUUUCAUUUGAGGGGGCUGGAGCAAAAGAUCAUUGCCCACGAGAUCAGCUACAAUUCAGAGAGACAAAAACAGGAGAUUUGUCUGCGGCUGGAAGACGUCAAGCCUUCAGGCGUGUCAUACACCAGUGACGAUUCUCUCGGCGAGAAGUCAUCCACUGGAGGAUGGGUUUACUACGCGAGGCCCUUUGUAGACGACACUUCCUAUGAAAUGGUGGUUGAAAUCGGAAGCGAAAGUACAGUGCUGGACUUGACGGACAUGAGGGCGGACUUUCAUGGACUAGCAAAGGCCCGAGUGUCAUCUCUGUUCCAAGUGGUGGCCAACAAAAUGAACCUGCCCACGAAUGCACCUUUGGGACUGGUGAUGCUGUCGGGAGGGAGGACUUCGCAGUCGGCCAGCCCUGGACACACCCCUUUGAGCGAAGACCGCGUGAAAGUGCGCUUCGAGGCUGCAACGGACAUCACACUGGACGGAGAAAGCUUUGAAAUCGACUUCGAAAGUUCAAUGGGCCAAGCCAUGCUCCAUGGGCCCUCGACGGCGCCCAGUGAAUCGGAGUCGGAAUCGGACGUCAUGAGUGAAGGUACAACGGUCAAACCUGGUCCUACUGCGGCCAGCGGUCAGCAACGCCGCCCUCAAACGCGACAAACGCCAGCAGGACCAUCCUCGCAGGCAGCUACAGCUCGCGGGUCCUUACCCGUGCCCCCAAUCCAGACCAGCAGACUCACUGCGCCAUCGGCCAAAAAGAGAAAGAGGCAAAGCAGUCAGGGGGAGCUUGGAGAAUGGACCAUUCGUACGGGACAGUGGCGACUGCGAGUGCAACCUAAUUCCCAAGACUCGAUACGAGGAGGAUUCGAAAUUGUUUUCAUCGGCGUCAAGAUUGAUGCAUUCUCCAGCGAGCGAGCAAGGAAUGCAAGAAGGCCAUUCCUCAACUGA
Cladophialophora psammophila CBS 110553 is the source of this 2484-nucleotide messenger RNA. RefSeq lists its product as uncharacterized. The coding region runs from base 1 to 2484 and encodes 827 amino acids. The transcript has 4 exons. The record is from RefSeq and is a predicted model, not a curated record. Lineage: Eukaryota; Fungi; Ascomycota; Eurotiomycetes; Chaetothyriales; Herpotrichiellaceae.